Messenger RNA from Vitrella brassicaformis, 7794 nucleotides. The record is from the annotation of a GenBank genome assembly. Lineage: Eukaryota; Vitrellaceae.
GUUCAUCCGGCUAUUCAUCGCUGCUUGGCGUUGCAUGUCCUCAAACUCGUCACCCUUCGCCAGCUGGUGGCCCCCUCCAUCAGCUCUGUGCCUGUCCUUUGGCCUUCAUAUCAUGCCUUCGAGUCGCGGCAGAGGAGCUAUCGGCCUUCGAACGGCGGCCAAUAUACCGACAUCGAAAUGAAUUCGCCACGGGAUGAGCACGUUCACAUGUGUAUGAGCGCCGGUAUUCCUCCCUCCUGUGCUCGUGCAGGCUGUUGUAUCUUUUGUGUGGCCCUCUGCUGCCCCCCGCGCAGUGCGGCACCCUCAUCGGCUGACGCGGCGAGAAGCCAGGCGGACAGGCAGAGACACACACACACACACACACACACACGUGUCACGACACGCGAUAUCAGUUGUCCAUCUCUCUGUCUGUCUGUCCGUCCGUCUGAUGUGUCUGGCUGAUUCAGGCCGGCCGAGUGUGUGAUUCAGCCACGGUCUCAGACAGCUGCCUGGCUGUCCGCCGGGGACGCAGCAGCGCUGCAGACUUCUCAUAGAUGGUCGCUGAACACGACACAGCUGCACAGCUGCAUUCAUGGACGGCCAGAGAAUCGGCGUCAUCAUCUCGCUCGUCUCGUGGGCUCUCUCUCUCUCUCUCUCUGUGUGUGUGUGUGUGUGCGUCUGUGUCAGUGUGCGUGUGGGGGGUUGGCGGCUCCUCGGCUUCUCACUCACACGUGCGACCAGCCGUGGUGGCCCUCCUGCUGCAGGACUUAUCUCGUGCAGGACAAUCAGCUGGGGCUGUGCUGUAUGGAUGUGGAUGGAUGGAUGGGCGGGCGAGUGGAUGGGUGGGUUCCGGGAUGCACGUAGCGUAUGGACUGUGUCCGUCCGUCCUCUCCUGCCUGUGCCUAUGCGGCUGUGCUGUGUGGGACGUGGUGGAUGUGUGUCGUGCACGAUGAAUGAAAUGAGUGGCGCCUUCGGGCGUGAGAGUCAAUUCACAGACGAGGAGCAUUGUACCGCUCCCUGGUGCCUUCAUGAUCGAAUGGAUGAAUGGUCCAUUUCUUCUCUGCCUGCCUGACUCAUAUCCUCUCUGCCCGCCUGGUUGGUGUGUUGUGUGACUAAGUGUGCGUGUGUGUGUGUGUGGUGUGAUGUGGUGUGACACACAGGGAGGAAUGUGAGGUGAGGACUGUGUGUUGCGAGCGCAUCAAUUGCGUGUGGAUGGGAGCGAUUUGCUGCCAGCUGCGGUGCAUAUGACGAGUCCAUCAUCCCUGACUGCGCGAACGCAAGUCAGCAAUACAUGGCAUAAGCGGCACACACACAUGAAGACCUUGUCACCAGCUGCGCGAACGCAAACCGGCUGUCAUGUGCAGCCAGAGGGCUACGCAAUCAGUCAGACAGGAGCAAUGGUUAGACCCGAAGGCCCAGAAGAGGGUGUGCCACACUCACCGUCGAGUGUAAGAGCGAGGCGACACGCGAGAGGGCGACAGGCAAGCCUGAACAACCGCUCUCCCCGGAGAAAGAAUUCUUGUGACAAUUCAUGGUUCAAUGAACCAAUAUCAGCUGUCACACUGAUAAGAACAGUUACUACACUUGAUCUUAGCCAAAAGGCCGAGAAGGUAUGUUUAUUACAGAUCUGACGGGGGGGUAGCCGACACAGAUCUGCAGUCGGUGAUGGCUGACAGGAUUGUCUCAGUUUGUGUCUCAUCGAUGGCUGCAGAUCUCGGCUUCCUGCCAUCACGACAGUCACUAUGGAGGCGUAAUGCCCUGCGGUGUGCUUAAUCAACCAAGUCUCCUCAGGAAAAGGAGGAAGGCAAGAUCAAGCUCGCAAUGAGAUGCGUUCGACUGAGAUAUGUGGGCAUCUGCUCCCCCCGGCAUUUCCUGCGCUCGAGCUCCAGUGCUUGCAUCCAUUCAUCGCUGACUGCUAUGGGAGGCGUUUGAUGUCCUCAAAUUCAUCUGAAGUCAAAGCGGGCCUUCUUCGCGAGAUCCGCCUUCUGUCCGGGAAGGAAGGAUGAGUCAUGGCCUGAGCGUCGAGGAUAUCAUCAACCAGGAGAUAUCUGACGAUGAAGAGGAGGAGCCAACGUCAACAAGUGCAGCGGCGGACAGCUCUGCCAAGCAGGUCAAGGGCAUCACAGUGGAGGAGAUCCUCGCGGCCGAGCUCGACGAUGACAUCGAAUUCGCCGUCCCAAAGUCAGCCAGCGCACACACAAAAGCAUAAGAAAUAUACCAUAAAGCAGAUGCCUGCACGUGUUUGCUGCGCCUUCUCUCUCGCACACACAGGCCUUCAUCGACUGCCGUCCCGUCGGCUGCGCCGGCUGUAGCCACAUCCCUCUCCCCCGUCCCGCCCAGCGCAUCUCCCGACGCUCAUCCAAUGCUGGAGGGAGAACCGCCGCCUGGUGAUGCAGAGGCCACAGCUGGCGACACCACACAGCAGCAGCAGGCCGAGCCAAGCGAAGAGGAGAGGUUCCGUGUGGCGCCCUUCGAGUGGUGUGAGGCCCAUGAGCGGUCUCAGCUGGCGGUGCUGCCCGGCGAGGUGACACUCGCGACGCCUCUGCAGGAGCUCAUCAGUUCGAGGCCCUUCAGGCGGCCGCCAGAGUCGCGAGAGAGCGAGACUCUGCCCCACGGCUCGCGGCAGGACGUGCCAGAGGUCGGCGGCCAUCAUCUCGUCACGACCACAUCACUGGACGACAUGAGCCGGCGGAUAUCGCAGGAGGGCGGCAUGCCCACGUGCAUCGCCAUCGGCAGCCACUACAUCGUCUGCGGCACCACCAGAGGAUUCUGUCUGCUCUUCGACGCGGCAUGCGAGUUCGUCGCCUCCCUCCCGCCACCGGCAGAGAGCCUCGGCGGGGCGACGGCCGUCUGCCUGUCGUCGACCACGGCGAGCGACGGAGGCCCGGCAGGUCCGCACACGCCCUCUGUAGCCAUCUUGGCGGGACAUAAGAGCGGUCAGCUGGUGCUUUGGGAGAUCCCCCAGGGCGGCAGCGUGGCCAAGUGUCAGUGUGUGGUGCGGGACGUCCAUGCUUCCCCCGUGGUGGCCGUGAGCUUCUGGAAGGGGCGCCACCAGGCCCUCUCGUCCGACGCCAUCGGCAACGUGUCCCUGCUCACCUUCUCGCGGGUUUUCCUGGCCGUCUCCUGUGAGAAGCAGCUGCUGCUGGGAGCAAGCCCCGCCCUCGGGCUCAUCCUUGACUUCGCUCCGAUGCCGCCAGGAUCGUCGGAGUCGGCCCAUCCAGCUGAUGCGGCCAGUCUGGUCACCCUGACGGCCACCUACUCGGUGAUAGCGGUGUCUUUGCACCCGUCAGUGUCGCUGCUGCACAAGAUGCAGUUCCACCGGGACCCUUCGUCGAUAGAGAGCUUGCCGUCGGCGUGUUGGCUGCGGCCACAGCUGGGGUGUGAGGAUGACGGGCAUGAUGUGGGUAGGGGAUGCGAGAAGGCGUCACACAUCGGGGGGUGGCAGAGGAGGGAGGAGGACCCGGGCAUUGCAUCUGACCCCAUCCAAGUGGUGUGUGAGAAUACAAUACGGGGAAAGGAAUGGUGGAUCGAUCGUCACUGCCUGCCCUGUCUACCUGUGUGUCUGUCUGUCUGUCUGUCUGUGCACACACAACACACCACAGGUGUCGUUUGGUAGUUUUGUGCAUUUGGUUCGCGUGUUGUUCAACCCCGCCCUGCAUGCCCACAGCCAGACGGCUGCGCUGCCCGCAUGCCCACACCCUCUGGAAUUCCAAACCAUCGCAAAAAUCGAAGUCGAGGGCGGCAUUCAGGUGGGGUGUGUCACGAAUGCGCAUUGCAUUCUUCGUCGGUGUGUGCAAACAUAUGUCCGUGUGUGGUGUGCACUGCAGGUGGUGCGUGCUUUGGGCAGCUCUGUGCUGGCGGUGUUCGACCACCGCGCGAAUCUGUCGAUAAUCCAGCUGCUGCCAUCCGACCCGCCCCCUCUCUCCCCCUCCCCCGCCCUCCCCUCCCCCACAGAACCCCCCAGAUCCCGCAUCCUCAAGUCGCUCGUAUUCCGCACAUCCACACACCACCUGUCCGUCGUCUACCACACCAAUGUCGUGCCCACACCCACCACAUCAGCAGAUGGAGAGGAAGCGGGCCCGUCGAGGGCUCGGACGGUUGUCAGCUACCACCAUUCGUGGGGCGUCUGCCUGCACACGAGGCGGGUUGUGGUGCUGGGGCUGCAGGGCGUGUGCUGCCUCUCGGUGAGGGGGUGGAGCGACGUCAUCGGCGAGAUGGUCGAGAGUAGCCAGUGGGAGGAGGCACUGGCCGUCCUAUUGGCUCUCUAUCAAGACGGCGCACCGCCGCUGCUCGAUGUGCCCCUCGAUGGGGCGCAGAGGCGGAGUGCGCUCGUAACGGUGGCGACGCAGCUGAUCCAGAGCUACCUCGCCACCAACCUGCCGAGCCCACAAAGACCCCUCUCGCCCCUGCAGAAGAAGCCAAAACCCCCUCCCCCUCCCCCGCCGCCGCCCCCACCACCGCCCCCACCACCGCCCCAUCCGUCAGCCACAGGACGACCACACGAGCUGCAGACAGGUGUGUCCCCCUCCCCCUCCCCGUCCCCCGCCCGCAUCGAGCGCAUCUGUGCGUGUGUGACCGAGUGCGCCGUCAAGAUGGAGCUGUGGGACCUCCUGUACAGACUGACGUUCGACCUGUUCAAGGCCGCUGGACACCUGGACACCUUCCUGGCCACCCUACAGCCAUACAUCCUGCUGGAGGCCGUGCCGGCCUCUGUGGAUGCAGAGGUGCUGUGCGCCAUGGUGGCCUACUUUGCCGACAGGCUGGAGGGGCCCAAGAGGGGCGGGGGUGAGGAUGUCGGUGGGGAUAAGACGGCAAGGAGACGCUUCCAGCAGCUGCUGCUCAAGACGGAUGUGACGCGGCUGGACCUGAAUCAAGUCAUCAGGUGAGUGUAGAGUGAGUGACAUGGGUCAAGGCAGGCCCGCAGAGUGAGUCGGUGAGGGGCUAUCUAUGAGUCAUCCGAUGUGUGUGUUGUGUUAUAUAUUGUGUCUGUCAGGUUGUGUAGCUCUCAGCAUCUGUGGAGCACCCUCGCCUACAUCUACACCACGGCCCUGCAGGACUUCGUCGCUCCCGUCGAGGUGCUCAUGGGCGAGUGCAUCAAGCUGCAACAGCAGCACACGCAGACCUCUCCCGACCACACCACUAAUGGCGAAACACCCGCACCCACACAGGCCACCACCGACCUCUCGCAUGAGCCCCUGGUGCGCAAGCUCUUCUACUACUUCCACUGUCUGUUCGAGGGCCAGCCCUUCCCCCUCCCUUCGGGAGCGGCAUGCGUCACUGCCCCGCCACCCAAGGCUAUCGCCGAGAUUCUCCGGCACAUAUUCCGCCAGAAACGGAGCGACACCGCGCCCGCGGUGUUCGAGUCGCUGCUGCAGCUGUCGCCAACCCUGCUAUUCCGCAGCCUGGCGUCCCUCUUCACCAGCGACUUCUCGCGAAUGGCCAUCAAGGAGGUGGCCAAGACCGGUGGGAGUGCGUCGGCGGCACCCGGCCCGAUGGUGCUCAGCUGGAUAGAGGAGGCCGUCAAGCUGUGCCUCGAGAGUUAUGACGACGGCGACACCCGACGUAUGGUCGAGGAGGAGCUCGUCUGGCUGACGGCGCGUGCAGCGGUCGAGGGCGACGACGUGCUGCUGGAGCCAAAGCGACUGGAAGGUGUGGUGUCGUUCCUCCUCUCCAAAGCGGCCCACCUGGAUAGCGAGGCGCUGCUGCUGGCCCUGCUGGAAAGGGAGGGCCGCAACGGCCGCGGCCCCCUGGCCCCGUCACGCAUCGAGUCAGCCACCAAUGUUCUAGUGGAGCAGGCGCAUGCCGUGGGCUUCAUGCGGGUGGCCUCGCGCGUACAUGAGCAGCGGCACGAGUACCCCAAGCUCCUCGACUGCUAUCUGCGGGACCGGCAGCUGCAGACCGAGAUCUUUGACUUCGUCCGCUCACGGCUGGAGAAAGUGCCCGACGGUUUCGACCUGGCGGCCUUCGUCAAGGCGACGCUCGAGCGGCUGCCGUCACUCGUCAAGGUCGACUGCGACGAGUGCGCGGCCCUUGUGUGUCACAUCUUCAGCUCACCGGCAACGUGGGUACAGGCGGCCGGUGCGAAAGGGGAUAUGGUGAACGGGGCGACGGAGAAGGGCGGCAUGCGUGUCACCGUGCUGCCGGAGCAGGUGCUCACGGCCCUGGACCCCUACCCAGAGCUGCAGCUGCGUUUUCUCAAGACGCUGCUGACACGGGGGGCGUGCUGGAAGCACAGGGACGACCAGCGGCGGUUCUUUGAGUUGUAUGUGGUGCGCCUGGUGGAGCUCAUGUGCCGGCAUGAGGCGGGAGGCGUCGUGGGGUUUCUGCGCGAGUAUGAGCACCAGAUACCCAUCGGCGACUGCCUGGCCCUUUGUCAGAAGUACCAGGUGGUGGAUGCGUCGGCCUACCUGAUGGAAAGGACGGGCGACUUCCAGGUAUGUGGGCAACAGCACAGCACAGCACCCUUCCCUUGCGUGAGCGUCUCGUCCAUGUGUGUUGUCUUGUACAUCCAUCUAUCUGUCUGUAUGUCAGGGAGUGGUCACUCUGCUGAAAGCCGCCUUCACGUCUCGGCUGGGCGCCAUGCAGCGCGUCUUUCUGGACCCCUCAGCCAACAUCACCAAGUACCUCCGACGACUCAUCCCCAAACACCACCACCACACCACCCCGGCAACACAGGCGUCCCAGGCAGCCUCCUCUCAUGCGCAAGGCGGUCCCUCCCACUGGUGGGACGGCUUCCGCGAGGUGACGGAGACGUUCGGUCUGCUGCACCAGGCCAUCGACCUCUGCCAGCGCAACUACCAGCUCAUGACGAGCGAGCAGCUCGAGGACCUGUGGUUCGGCUUCCUGGCGGAGGUCGUGCGGGUGCAGGAGAGCGUCCCGCGUGGAUGGAGCCCCUCCACCGCCGUCGGCAGCUCCCUGCGGCUCACGGGGCUCAACCGGUCGCUGGCCGAGAUCGUCUCGGAGAUCCUCACCGGCGGGCUGACCACCUUCCUGUCUCUCCCCGUCACGCUCAAGCGCAUCACCAGACAGCAUGCGGCCAGCGAGGUGGGCGUAUUCAAGCAACCUUUGGUGCAGAUGCUGACGGGCCUCGCCUUCCAGGAGGCCCUGCUGACCACCUCUGCCCGGCUGGCCGCCCGCGACCUGUUCGCCAGCUUCCAGCAGGUGACCAAGCAGCGCAAGAGGCCCGCAGUCGUGACACGCACCUACUGCGAGAGCUGCAGCCUGCCACUCGAGUGCCCGCCGGUCAGCGCCCGCCAACACGGGCCUGGUGAUGGUGGGGACAGUGAGCGUGUGCAGGAGAGGGAUGGGCGUGUGGCGGUGCUGGCGUGCGGGAAGGCGUACCACGUGGCGUGUCUGGAGUCACAGAGUGACGGGGGAGGCAAGAGGGAUCCUGGCUGGCGUGUGGUGGAUAGGACGGGGAAAGGCGACACUGAUGCGCUUAGCCCGAUCAAACACUGAUGGAGGAUUAAGGCUCGAUAGCUGACAGACAGGGUAGCUAGAGACAAUGACGUGCAGAUUUAUGUGUGGUAUGCGAUUGGUUAGUCCUACACGAAGACAAUCUGAGACGGCCAGGAAACCCUUUCGCCCCCAGACGACAUCCAUUUCAUUCCUGCGGGCUGCCAGGGAGUCCACAGUAUAUCUUCACUCCCGUCGGCCAAGUCCCCCAAAAGUCGCCAGGCAUCCAUCUCCCAGACGCCCUUCUCCUUUGCAUACUGGUUGCAUACAUACACAAAGAGCAGCGACACUAGCUGUAAGGAAAGGAUCAAGUAAAGGAAGGAGACAAAAUGAAGGAAGCCCUGCAUGCUGUUGGUGUGC